AUGGGGUUCGAGAUAUGCCGGCAGCUGGCGUCCAGCGGGCUCACCGUUGUCCUGACCGCGCGGAACGAGACAAGGGGAGCCGAGGCGGUCGACAGGCUUCGCGGCCUCGGCCUGCCGGACGUCGUGUUCCACCAGCUGGACAUCACGGAGCCCGCCAGCGCUGCUCGCUUGGCUGAUUUCGUCAGGAGCAAGUUCGGCAGGCUCGAUGUGUUGAUCAACAACGCAGGAAUACUGGGAGUGACGAUGGAGGUUGGAGAUGAGGCAGCCAUCAAAGAAAUGCUUGCAGAUAUGGAUGACAUGGAAAAGCUUGAAUGGAUCAGGAAGCACACUACGGAGCCUUACGACAAAGCAAAGGAGUGCUUGAUUACAAACUACCAUGGCACUAAAAUUGUCACAGAAGCACUUCUUCCUCUCCUACAGUUCUCAUCCCAUGGAAGGGUUGUAAAUGUAUCAUCUGAUUUUGGACUGCUCAGGGAGCUCAACAACAUUGAUAGCCUAUCAGUACAGAGAUUAGAUGAACUGUCAGAAUUUUUCCUUAAGGACUUCAAGAAUGGGCAACUAGAACCCCAUGGGUGGCCGACUGAAGGAGGGUACCCUGCAUAUAAAGUGUCCAAGGCUCUUACAAUGCUUAUUCGAGAAUCAUUGCAAACAAGCACCUAG
Molecule: messenger RNA, 660 nt
Organism: Miscanthus lutarioriparius
Lineage: Eukaryota; Viridiplantae; Streptophyta; Magnoliopsida; Poales; Poaceae
Source: the annotation of a GenBank genome assembly